Aphidius gifuensis is the source of this 1401-nucleotide messenger RNA. Its product is annotated as DALR anticodon-binding domain-containing protein 3-like. Gene Ontology annotation, biological process: tRNA C3-cytosine methylation; arginyl-tRNA aminoacylation. The record is from RefSeq and is a predicted model, not a curated record. Bases 1 to 1302 code for a protein of 433 amino acids. NCBI's taxonomy places the organism in Eukaryota, Metazoa, Arthropoda, Insecta, Hymenoptera, Braconidae. The transcript is spliced from 5 exons. Gene Ontology annotation, molecular function: ATP binding; arginine-tRNA ligase activity; tRNA binding.
AUGUACUUAGUACUAACAAACAAAGUAAUAGGAAAAAUUGAAAAUACAAAAAUAAUCAAAUUGCACAAUGAAAAUUUACAAACAAUUGGUGAAUUGUCAUUUCCAAUAAAUUUUUCAGCAUGGAAAAAUCUUGUUGACAUUGAAGAAUCAUCAAAAGAACCACAAAAUAUUCUUGAAUAUUAUUUGCAACGAGUGGGCAAAGAUACUAUAAAUCUUUCUUUAAAAGAAAUUGAACAUCAGGCUCUAGAGUUGAUCAAAUUGGCUAGUAAUGAUAAAUCUUGGACAAUAUCAAAAAUUUGUUUGAUAAAAAAUAGAGUUUGUAUUUUUAUUGAUCGUACAACUAUUAUAUCCAGUAUAAUAAAACAAGUGAUAAAAGAAAAUAAAUCAUUUGGCAAGGAUAUAAAUAAAAACACAUCAAUUAGUAUUAAAAUAAAUGAAGAUUUCGAAUCAAAUAUAACAACAGCAAGACUAAAAGAGCUUAAAAAUUUUACUGAAAAUAUUCUUAAAAUUCAAGGAUACAAAAUAACAAUUGAUAAUGCUCAACUUAAAGUUUUAUUGUCAUCAAAAUCACAGGUGAAAAUUGAUGAUGAUGAUGUUAAAAUAAUUGUAUGUGGUGUUGUUAAAAAUUAUAAAACACAAUCAAAAGAGAUAUCAUUAAAUUUUGAUACUUAUCUUAAUGAAAAAUUAGAUGAAGUUAGAGAAUUAAAUAAUGCUAGAAUGUCUGAAUCAAUAACAGAAAUUUCAAAUCAAGAUGAGCUAAGAUUAACGACAAUUGCCAGGUCAAUUUUAAUUUUUGAACUUUUAGGAUUUAGACCUAGUCGAUCAGUUGUCCUAGGAGGAAACAAGGAAGAAGAGAAUCCAAAUUGUCGAAUUAAAGCUGGAGCAUUUGUUUUAUAUAAUGUUGCUAGAAUUGAAACAAUUUUAAGAACUUUUAAAGAAAGACAAGCAAGUGGUUUAUAUCCUGAUAAUUUUAAUAUUGAUGAUGUUGAUUUUGGCAUACUUCAAUCAGAGCAAGAGUGGAAUUUAAUAUGGAAUUUUAUACUUGGAUACAAAGAAACUUUAUUAAAUUCAGUUAAUUAUACUGGAGAAAACCUUGAACUUUGUCCACAAAAUUUCAUUUCUUUUCUAUCAAAUUGGAGCUAUCAAUUUAGUGUAUAUUAUCAUCGUACUCGAAUAUUAACGGAUGGAAAUAAAAAUUUAACAUCAUCAAUGUUGGUGAGAAUUUAUUUAUUAAAAUCAUUUUUAAUUAUUAUAAAUAAUGCCUUGGAGACAAUGGGUCUUGCAACAGUAUCAUCAAUGUAAUAUGAUAAAUUGAAAAAAUAAUAAAUUAAUAAUUAAAACAAAUUUAUAGAAGAGUAAUUUAUUAAUAACAAACUCAAUUUAUAUUAUCAAGAAAAAUUA